AAAACAGCUGCUCUAAAUAAAAAAAUAUUUUCUUUUCCUUUUGUAGUGAUAUUGUAGAACUUUGAUUUGAUUUCCUUAAUGUACAUAAAUAUUUUUUUGCCAUAAUGGAAGUUAAUCCUAUGGCUAUAAUUCUUGUUUAUUUGGAUAGCAAAGGAGAUAGAUUGUUGUAUCGUUAUCCCUAUCAAUUGCAAAAUGGAGAAAAAUCGUCACUAGCUCUGCCGGUCGCACCACCUAUUGUUCCACAUGUUGAUAGUAGUAGCAGCAUAGUGAGUACCGGAUCCAAAACUGGAAAUGACAUGAUUCACAAGAAGCGCAGUCGUUUCGCUCUACAAAAUUCCGAUGAUUUACUGCAACCGGCUGCUCCUAACAGUGGUCAUAAUAUUGCUGUCACAAAAGCUGGACAGUUACACGGUUUUGCUGAUGAAGUACUGGCUCCUUUAUUUGCUGUUAAACCACAAUUGUGCAAUCAAAAAUUUGAGCUUAAAGUUAAUGAUGUACGUUUUGUAAGUCAUCCCACUUUGGUGUCCAAAAAAGAGCAUCGUACAAGCCAGCUUACUAGCUUAAGUGCGUCCACAAAUAAUCAAACACUAAUGUGUACACCACAAACUUUGAUACCAGCACAAAAUAAUCAAAAUACACAAAAAUCCCAGCCUCAUCAAAUGCUGGUCAAUAUUGUGUUUGCUUUACAUGCCCAGGCAAGUUAUUCUAUAGUUAAAUGCUAUUAUGAUUUAAGUAAACGUCUUGGACUAGCCCUCAAAGUAGAAGAGCAGAGGGUAGGUUAUCUUACAGAAGAGACUGUUCUGAUGGCACGUACACACGAUGAAGUUUCCUCCAAACAGCAGCCUUUAGAGAAAGCCUUUGAUUUGAUAUCCGAAAGAUGUAGUUUAGCGCAAUCGUUAAAAUCCAUUUAUCAUGAUUUGUGCACUACUGGCUUGUUGAAUAGCACUAUUAAUCAAAAUCUCACCUUGAGCUUUUGUUUGCCGGCUAAGGCACAUCAGUUGCACAAAAAAGGCAGCAUGGUGGAUCCGGAAACAAUUGAUCACUGUUUAAAGUCUUUGAAACCCUACCAUGGCAUGUUACUACUAGUGGAUUUUGCAGAACUUUUGGAUUGCGUUCCUCCAGCUGGUGCUAGAAUGUUGUUGCAACUUAUAGAAGUUUACACUCCUCUAAUGAGUUUACAAAGCAUGGCAUCUGAUGCUGAUCUCAGCAUAGAACAUGUCAAUAAAUUGGUCUCCCAUUUAGUUUAUUGGGCAAAGGCAACCAUUAUUUAUCCUUUAUGUGAAACUAAUGUCUAUGUUAUUGCACCAGAUGCACCUUUGCACACAAAAUCACAUUUGGUGGAAAAAUUCUCUGUACGUUUUCCUGGUAUGUCACUAUUUGAAGUAAUCUCUGAUUUUUCUUUGCCCACAUCGAUUGGUCAUUUAACCACCCCUUUGCAACAGUCUGCCCGGCAGGGUAUUCUAGCACAAAUGGUCUUGUGGAUGUUGCAACAUCAUUUACUUAUGCAACUGCAUACUUAUGUACAAUUUAUGCCGAGUGAUUUGACCGAUUUGGAUAGUGAUGACGAUGAUGACGGUGGUUGUGAGUUAGAAUCGGCUUCAUUAAUGGAUUUGGCCGGAUCUCUUUUGGGUCAAGAUGAUAUAAUAUUACCAGGACGCAGUAGUAAUGUCAGUGAUGAUGAUUUAGGAGCAGGUUCAUUGUUGAGUAUGUCUAGUCAACCAUUACCUGUACCACAUACUAGUCGACGUUCCAUAACAGAGGACCGAUUUUCCGGUGGCGGAUCUACAACAUCGGAUAAUAUUGCCGCCCAACCUUCUUCGAGUCAUAAAUCGAAUUUUAGCAUGACAGCUUCCUUAAGUACGGAUAAUUGUGAUAGUAUAGCAUCCAUUGAAGAUGAAGAGAAAAUCAAAGAACUUAUACAAGUUUUUGAGGAAUCCGAUCGACCCGCCAUCAGACGUAUACCAGCCUCAGCAAAUCUCGAUGAUUUAUCAUUAAUGGUUAAACUUUAUCAGGCGGGUUACUUUAAAAGUGAACAUCAUUUAGAGGAAAUUAUGUAUUUUGAAAACUUAAGACGUUCCCAGCUAUUACAAUUGCUCGAUAAAUUUCGAGAGGUAUUGAUAAUAUACGAAACUGAAGAUCCAGCUAUAGCAUCAAUGUAUAAUAAUAAAAUACCAGGAGAAUGGUAAAAUAAUAUAAAUAAAGUAAUUGAAAACAAGCACAAAUAAUUACUUUGUAAAACGAAAACCAAAUCCUAAAAAAGAUUGUAAAUAAAACUGCAAAUAUUUUCUUUUUUUUUAAUAUAAAUUUAAAAUAAUUGUGGUAUUUUUUUAGUAUAUAUAUUUUUUUAUUGUUGUUGUAAUUAUUAUAAUGCUUUGCUUACUUAAUAAUUAAUCAAUUGUUUUGUUGUUGUUUUUUAUCAAAAAUUAAAGAAACACAUUAAUUUAAA
This is a messenger RNA of Lucilia cuprina (Australian sheep blowfly), 2446 nucleotides long. It is a transcript of the gene Nprl3, whose product is annotated as GATOR complex protein NPRL3. Gene Ontology annotation, cellular component: GATOR1 complex. Gene Ontology annotation, biological process: negative regulation of TORC1 signaling; positive regulation of autophagy; TORC1 signaling. Lineage: Eukaryota; Metazoa; Arthropoda; Insecta; Diptera; Calliphoridae. The record is from RefSeq and is a predicted model, not a curated record. Bases 105 to 2186 code for a protein of 693 amino acids. The transcript has 3 exons.